AUGACUGAAGCAACCAAAGGCCAUUCAGACUACGCGGUCUACACAGCCCUGCUGCACAAGGUCCUUCUGGUGGCUUCAUUUCUCAACUGCAUCAGCCAUUUGGCUGUCAUACUCAAUGUACUCCAACAAGGAUUGGUGCUCUUCAUUUUUGUGGGGGUCCUGUUUGAUUGCCUCACCAGUCUGCUCUACAUGCUUCAUCACAUGUUGACACUGUCAGGCGAGACUGCUUCCAGUAGUAGUACUAUUGUGCUUCUGGUCUGCAUGUCGUGGCUAGAUCUAGGUUUGCAUCUACGGGCAUUGGUUGCCUUUUGCCUGCCCAAAAAGACGUCUCUCCGACUCAUCCAGUCCGUGGUGCACUCUGCCCACAACAACCUUCAGGGGAUUCCAGGGAAACACUACGAGGAUCACAUCUUUGCAUUUGCAGAUACCGCCAAGCAUUUGACUUUUUUCAUGCAUGCCAUGCUGCUGCACGACCUCAAGAACAAUGUGAUUCUUCUCGUAGUAACGACUCUGGGCUUAUGCUUGGGAUGGCACGUGGGUCCUCACGCUUUGUUGAGAUGGGUCUGUAGGUGCUUUCCACUCUCUUUGUCUUCUUCAAACAAAAACGACCAAGUCACGAUCGAGCCUUCUGCGCAACAACCACCGCCUAGGUUGAUCGUCCAAGCCAAGGAUAAGAAAUUCUCCAGUUUCUUGGCAACCUGUAAUUGCCCUGCCUGUCAGGACAAGAGCUGCUUUGUCAUCCUACCAAAAAUGUGUGAGCUUUGGUUCUGCACCUUUGAAGAACUACUGCACAUCAUUGACCAGGCAAAUCACAGUACGGCUACGAUAAAGAAGGAUUGA
Messenger RNA from Seminavis robusta, 840 nucleotides. Lineage: Eukaryota; Bacillariophyta; Bacillariophyceae; Naviculales; Naviculaceae. The record is from the annotation of a GenBank genome assembly.